AUGUCUCACUAUGCUCUUCGGGGUCAGAUUAUGGCAUACUGCAAUAGUCUGAGAGCCCUGCUGGAAGAUUUCCCUACCAUCAGAGAUACAUUUUUCAUGGUGGGGCAACCACAAGAAAAGAAAGGGUUGAGAGACUCCAAGGAGGGCCUCAAGACUGACCCCAGGAGUUUUCGGGCCCGGCCGCGGGGUUUGCUGUCUGCUGACGGGAAAGUCUUCCUCAAUUUAUGGUUCCUGCCCCAUCCCUCUGAAGUGCUGGUUAUGUUCAAAACUCUGCCAGAAGAGGCAGCUUUCCAAGCCUUACAGCUAACUCUACAGCUGAUAGCCUCUCUCCAUGACAUUGUGGCCUACCUUUUCAGUUUUGCUCAACUUGGAAAUUGUCCAACAUGUUUUGAAUUUCCUCUAAGCGCUAACCCCCUGAAAGGCGACUGGGGAGGAACUGAGGGCAUUGGGUCUGAGCUGCAGGAGCUGCAGAAAAUGAUUGACAACCUCCAGAGCCCCCAGGACCCUACCCAGGUGUCCCAGGCACUCCUCCUUCGAAGGGAGGUUAUAUUUUUGCAGUUUGACGCCGCAGUGAGACACCUUAUCCGAAGAACAUUCUUGGCCUCGGGAAACGCUCCUGCCUACCAGUCUGUCACAGAUGGCAUGUACCACGGAUUGCCCCCGCUGAGCAGCUCUCUUGUGAAGAGCAUUUUUGCUUCACAGCUCAGCCUGCCCCAGCCACUGGAUCCACGGAGCCUCCAGCAACAAGACAAUUAUUCUUGGCCCAAGCCUUGA
Messenger RNA from Enhydra lutris kenyoni (northern sea otter), 774 nucleotides. Its product is annotated as coiled-coil domain-containing protein 162-like. Lineage: Eukaryota; Metazoa; Chordata; Mammalia; Carnivora; Mustelidae. The record is from RefSeq and is a predicted model, not a curated record. Bases 1 to 774 code for a protein of 257 amino acids. The transcript has 6 exons.